AUGCGGAUUUCAUCUCAGUUAAUGUCUAUCGGGAUUCGGGUGACUAGGUCAUUGCAACGCGUUUGCCUUCGAGCCAAACUCAGGAAGAUCAGGGUACAAUUGUGGACGAUUUAUGAGAAGUUGCUAAUAUCGAUGCAGUUUCAUCUCCCAUUCAUAUCCCUUAUGGGUCUCUGUCAUGAAGCACGUAUCACCGCUCGUAUGAAAAAUGCUGGGGAGUCGGCAGGCUCGUGUACAGGCCUAGCUUUGGUCUCCGUGUCAACACCUUCUACAUUCUGGUCUGCUCAAUAUACGCCGAUCCACUGGUCGAAGACAGACUUGCAUAAAUUCUCACUCAUAUUCCAUCACAAAUUUAUCUUGCGGUGUUCGGAGACCAUGGUCGUCGCCCCCGUCCACCAGGAGACCGACACUCAAGAUCAGGGAAUGGACGUACAUGCUUGGUACGGGCCCUGGGAGGUGGUGAAACUCGCCUAUCGUCCGAACGUCGGUAGCGUCUUUGAUACGUUCAACACCCUUUCAAUUGAAUACGCCAGUCCAUUCAACCCUGAGGGUCAUAGCCGGAUAUACGAUGGUGCGGAGAAUACUCGAGAAGGUGGCCGUAAGAGCAUAUGGAAGCUUGUUUAUGAGGAACCGAGAGACAAGAUAUACACAGCAGGCUGA
This is a messenger RNA of Desarmillaria tabescens, 657 nucleotides long. RefSeq lists its product as uncharacterized. The coding region runs from base 1 to 657 and encodes 218 amino acids. The transcript has 4 exons. NCBI's taxonomy places the organism in Eukaryota, Fungi, Basidiomycota, Agaricomycetes, Agaricales, Physalacriaceae. The record is from RefSeq and is a predicted model, not a curated record.